AUGGCGAAGGAAGCUAGAUUCUACCCAUACACCUCCAACGGCGGCGCCACGCUGGGCAUCUCAGGCCCCGACUUCGCCAUCCUCGCCGGCGACACCCGCUCCACCGCCGGCUACAACAUCAACACGCGCCACGAGCCAAAGGUCUUCACAAUCCAGGACUGCGGCGACCGCUCCAUCGUCAUCGCCGUCAUCGGUUUCGCUGCGGACGGGCACGCGCUAAAGGAGAAACUCGAGAAUGUCGCAGCGAUGUACAAGUACCAGCACGGCAAGAACAUCGGUCUACGGGCGUGCGCACAGCGCGUAUCCACCCUCCUCUACGAGAAACGCUUUUUCCCAUACCAGCUACAGACGAUGGUGGCGGGGAUUGAUGCGGACGGGGAGGGGGCGAUGUACUUCUUCGACCCGGCUGGAUGCCUCGAGAAACGGAGUCACGGCGCCGCCGGUGGAGCGAGUAGUCUGAUGCUGCCGUUCCUGGAUAGCCAGGUGUCCCGGCUGCAGCCGCUGAGUCGCGAGGUUGCUGAGCAGCUGGUGCGGGAUGCGUAUGCCAGCGCCACGGAGCGGCAUAUUGAGGUUGGCGAUGCCCUGCAGAUGCUCAUUGUGACCAAGGAUGGGGUCACCGAGCGGCUGUUUGAUUUGAAGAAGGAUUAG
Aspergillus mulundensis is the source of this 648-nucleotide messenger RNA. Its product is annotated as proteasome subunit beta. The transcript is spliced from 2 exons. Bases 1 to 648 code for a protein of 215 amino acids. The record is from RefSeq and is a predicted model, not a curated record. Lineage: Eukaryota; Fungi; Ascomycota; Eurotiomycetes; Eurotiales; Aspergillaceae. Gene Ontology annotation, cellular component: proteasome core complex.